Molecule: messenger RNA, 1427 nt
Organism: Cucumis melo (muskmelon)
Lineage: Eukaryota; Viridiplantae; Streptophyta; Magnoliopsida; Cucurbitales; Cucurbitaceae
Product: alkylated DNA repair protein ALKBH8 homolog
Exons: 6
Coding region: 111-1139 (342 amino acids)
Biological process (GO): oxidative demethylation
Molecular function (GO): demethylase activity; oxidoreductase activity; RNA binding
Source: RefSeq, a predicted model, not a curated record
CAAGAAAAAGAAAAAUAAAGAAAGAAAAAGAAAAGCUAAGCAUCAAAAUCACCCGCCAAGUUUUCCAUAUUUAUUUAGUUCCUUCUCCAAAUCCUUCCAUCCCCUUGCAAAUGGAGUUGCCAAGAUUCACCCGUCCAAACCAACAUAAUGGAUCUUCUUCUAGCCCUAUUCUCUACGUUGCAAACUGUGGACCGGCCGUCGGAAUCAGCCACCCCACAAUCGCCGCGGUUUUUGCCCAUUUUGGCCAUGUGAAAGGUGUUCACGCCGCCGACGAUACGGGCGCUCGUGUCAUCGUAUGUUUCUCCGAAGAAUCCAGCGCCCAAGCCGCUCUUGAGACGCUUCACGGCCGCCCUUGCCCUCUCCUUGGAGGCCGGACUUUGCACAUACGUUAUUCGAUCAUCAGACCGUCGAUUUCGCAACCUAAUGAUUCUGUUUCAGUUUCUGUGUCGGCUUCAGAGCUGGACAUUCCCGGACUUUUCUUAUUGCACGAUUUCGUCAAUGCUAAAGAAGAGGAGGAUUUGCUUAGGGAAGUUGAUGCUCGACCUUGGAAUAAUCUGGCGAAACGUAGAGUUCAGCAUUAUGGGUAUGAGUUUUGUUAUCAGACGAGGAAUGUUAAUACUAAACAUCAGUUAGGGGAACUUCCACCAUUUGUUUCCCAUGUAGUUGAUAGGAUCUCCUUGUUUCCAAACACCGAGGAUGUUGCAGAUGCAUCUCUUGACCAAUUGACGGUUAAUGAAUACCCACCUGGGGUGGGUUUGUCCCCUCAUAUAGACACCCAUUCUGCAUUUGAAGGAUUAAUUUUCAGCCUUUCCUUAGCAGGGCCAUGCAUUAUGGAGUUUAGGAGAUAUCCUGAAGGCGCUUGGCACAAAUUCCCUUUAAGUAUAGAUUUGAAAAUGGAGAAUUCUGUAAACGACUCAAAUUAUCUGAGGAAAGCCAUUUACCUCCCGCCCCGGUCUAUGCUCCUACUGUCUGGUGAGGCACGCUAUGCUUGGCAUCAUUACAUUCCUCACCACAAGAUUGACAUGGUAAAGGACAGUUCUAUCAGAAGGGCUCCUAGGAGAGUUUCUUUUACAUUUCGCAAGGUGAGAACUGAUCCUUGCCAAUGCAAAUUUCCCCAUUAUUGCGAUUCUCAGAGAUAAAUGAAAGGGCUCAAUUCUUAUUGAAGAACAGGCUGAGUUUUCUUUUUCUCCUCAUUCAUCCAUCUUUUUACAUAUGGUGCUUUAAAGUAGAUUUUUUUACAUGUUUUUACUUGGUUGUACUUACAGUUUAUAUUAUAGGGGGAUUUUUCUAUACUUCUCACAUUUAUUGUUUAAAUAUUUUACCCCCUUAUGCUCUAAUUAUGGAUGCAACAACAGCAUUUUAUUGAACUCCAUUAAUUACAGGAAAUAAAACUGGGGAUGAGGAAACGUUAUAGAGGUUAAAAUUCA